Messenger RNA from Hyla sarda, 2878 nucleotides. It is a transcript of the gene TRIM50, whose product is annotated as tripartite motif containing 50. NCBI's taxonomy places the organism in Eukaryota, Metazoa, Chordata, Amphibia, Anura, Hylidae. The coding region runs from base 752 to 2197 and encodes 481 amino acids. The record is from RefSeq and is a predicted model, not a curated record. The transcript has 9 exons. Gene Ontology annotation, molecular function: zinc ion binding; protein binding.
AUGUAACUGAAUAAAAAGAAGCAAAAAAUAGUUUUAGGGUAUGUUCACACAGGGCUUCUCUUCUGUUCACACAGGGCUUCUCUUCUGUUCACACAGGGCUUCUAUUCUGUUCACACAGGGCUGAAGUUAAUUGGGAAAAUGUACAUAAAAUCUGUGGCAUUUCAGUCCUGUGAGAACAUACCCUUGGGGGCCCAUGGGCUCUACAGAAUUUCAGCUAGGAAUUUCCCAACCAAGGCUGAUUAUAUUAGUGUGCUGUGUAUAAGGGGGCCGACCCGGGAAAAUAGUAGGAUGGGUAAAGGGCGGAACAAAAAAAAAAAAAAAAAAAAACAAGGAGCUGCCCCAAACCAGCAAGGCAUGUGGCAUGCUGGGAUUUGUAGUUUUCAGCACAGCAAGAAACAGGAAAUAGAAGAAAAGAUAGGAAAACAAAGUGGGGGAUAAAAAGACAACAAAGAACGGAAAUAGAGUAGGCUAAACAACAACAAUAGAAAUGAAACAAAGCAAAUAGGAAUUAAAAGAGAACAGGAACAAACAGAGUAUGCAGGGAUCAAAAAUCAUGAGCUAUCACAGUGGACCAGCUUAUUGUUCCUCACAGUACCUCCUGCCCACUAUUAGAUUAUGAAAUGACUGCACCCACCUCACAUGACUGGUAGAUAAGGAAGCACUGGAGUUGUUACACACAAGUACUAUACGUACAUUUCCAAAGACCGUGCUGGCUGCUCGCUGACCAAACAGCAGGUCCAUAAAAAGAAGAAUGGCUUGUAAUAUAAGGCUUCCUCUAUUGGAAAACCAGUUGACAUGUCCAAUCUGCCUGGAGGUAUUUAAGGAUCCUGCUAUGUUGCAGUGUGGUCACUCCUACUGCAGAGAAUGCCUGUGGGGACUGAUGAAGGAAUCGCAAAUCCUUCUGUUAUGCCCUGUGUGUCGGCAAGAAGUAGACUACAGCUCCUCUCCUCCUAAUGUUACACUGAAGCGUCUCAUUGAGACCCUGAAGAUACUGAGUGAGGAACAAGCAGCAACAGAGACAUGUCCUAAUCAUAAUAACCCACUGUGCCUAUACUGUGAACAGGACCAAGAAGUCAUCUGUGGUCUAUGUGGAACUAUUGGGGACCACCGACAACACCCAAUCAAACCUCUCAGCAGUGUGUAUAGUAGAAUGAAGGAAGAAGUGUCUGCACUGAUGACUGAGCUACAGAAAGAGAGAAGAGGCCUGGAGGAGCAGAUAAGCAAACUCACCAACAACAAGACUCGGAUCUUAAAUGAAUCGGAUGUGUUUCAACGUUUAAUCUGCAAAGAAUUCCGUGAGCUCCAGCGAUACAUUGCAGAAGAAGAGUCUCAUUUUCUAAAGUUAGUGUCCACAAAGGCAACAGAACUCAUCAAUUCCAUCGAGAUCCAGUUACAGCAAAGAAAUGAGAUUCUGAGCAUUGUACAAGACAAAGAGAGGCAACUGGAGAACCUGGGAAAUGAGAAUCACUUACACUUCAUCCAGAAUUACGCAACAGUGACUUCCAGUUGUCAGCCCCUGCUCCCUCGCUGUGCCGACACAUCCUAUAAUGCUGUAUUCUUUAAACCUGGAAUCCGACAAGAUGACAUCAAACUAACAGUCUGGAAGCGCCUGCACCGUAGGAUUCUGCCCUCUCCAGAGGUUCUGAAAUUAGACCCCCUCACAGCGCACCCACUUCUGGAGUUGUCCAGGGGAAAUACUGUGGUGCAGUGCAAGUCACCCGCUUGCCGUCGUGGCAGCAAUCCUGAGGGCUUUGAAAACAGCAGCUGUGUUCUGGCAACACGUGGCUUUUCCACAGGGAAACAUUACUGGGAAGUAAUUGUUGGCACCAAACAGAAGUGGAGAAUUGGUGUGGUGAAGGGCACAGUAAGCCGUAAAGGCAAGAUGAUUCGAUCACCAGAGGCAGGGGCAUGGCUUAUUGGCCUUAAAGAAGGACGUUAUUAUGAAGCCUUCACAUCUCCCAGUGUCUAUCUGCCUAUCCAAACCCAUCCAGAACGCAUUGGCAUUUUCCUAAACUAUGAGAAAGGGGAGCUUACGUUUUAUAAUGCAGACAACACAGAUGAACUGAUACCUCUCUAUACAUUUCGUGCAGAGUUCCAAGGAAAGCUUUACCCAGUUCUGGAUGUAUGCUGGCAAGAGAGGGGAACCAAUCCUCAGCCUCUUAUAUUGCCAAUGUCAGGCAACAUUAAAGCUCCAUAAUCAUUUUUAAAACUAUUUUCCUUUGAUAUGUAGCUUAUCAUACCAGGACACAAAUAACUUUACAAGGGUUUCCAGGCAGGGAGAUUGAUUUUGCAAAUGCCUUGGGGUUUCAGUGAAGAUAUGCACCUUCUCUGAUCCCUUGCUACUGCCAUUCUGAUGGUGCCUAGCCCCUGCUUCUCUCUUCUUCUUCUUGGUUCCUGUGGUGUUUUUUGGGGUAGGAAAUGCUUGCUCAGCCCAGAGGCAGGAGAGUAUGCUGUCUUUUUUGAUGCAUUUACAAAAAAAAAAAAAAAAAAAAGAACUCCAUUCUCAAUGCCCAGAAAACCCCCUUUAAAGAGCAUAUGACAGCAGCAUCACCGGCACUAACCUGCUUUUACAUCCUUGUACAGGGUAAUAUUGCGGAUUUUAACAAUGUUUACCAUUUGGUGAUGUUGUUCUCAACUUAUGGGCUAAAAUUUUAAUAUCACAAAGAACUGGCGCUCAAGGUCUAAGAUAUAUGGCACAAUAAUUAAUAAGCAAUAAGAUUUAUUCUAAAUGAUGCAUAGUCAGACAUAUAUUUAAACAACUGCAGUAAAAAUAAAAGUACUGCCGACACCAACAGGGCCCUUAUCGGUGUCGCAACAAUAGUGGAUACAACUUAUAAUGUAGAACCAAGAAAGCUAAUUUUUUACAUUUUUUUUUUCA